Messenger RNA from Liolophura sinensis, 606 nucleotides. RefSeq lists its product as uncharacterized. NCBI's taxonomy places the organism in Eukaryota, Metazoa, Mollusca, Polyplacophora, Chitonida, Chitonidae. The coding region runs from base 131 to 532 and encodes 133 amino acids. The record is from RefSeq and is a predicted model, not a curated record. The transcript has 2 exons.
CUGAUUGUGCAAUCCAUUUCUACUGUAUAUAACCAUCAGGAAUAAAGUUUCAAACAUACUUGCUUCGCCUGCUGUUAGAGGUACAUGUAGGUUUUCAGAAAUCACCCUGAGCAAAAACAUCUGUGAGUCGAUGUCGUCAAGGAUCAUCAUGUCAGCCGAAUCCAGCACGAUCUCCGUCAGAGAAGCUCUGAGACUGUGUAAGGUCACCACGGAUAUUGACGAAAUCAUCGCCAUGACGAAACACGAGAGUGCGCAGGUGCGUCAGAAGGCCCUGAAGGAAAUGUGCCCGUGUCGUGUGAAGAAGGACCUCAGCGACUUCUGGAGAAGGGUGUUUGAAAUGGUGCACGACGAAGCCACGAACGUCCGUGAGCAGGUGCUCCACACGAUCUGUGACGGCUCGCCCAGCCACCUGGAAAUGGAGGUGGCCGACGCCUUGGAGGUGUUUAACAGGGACCCCGACCCAUACAUCCGCCGCAGGGCUCACAAGGCUUUUACAGCUUACCACCGGACCGGCAAAUGGAACAUACUCUGAAUGGCAACGUGAGUCAGGGUGGGCAGUUUUGAGUCAGCUAUGGAAUCAAACCGGACAGCGUAAACGAGGAGGCA